Molecule: messenger RNA, 1786 nt
Organism: Drosophila willistoni
Lineage: Eukaryota; Metazoa; Arthropoda; Insecta; Diptera; Drosophilidae
Product: catalase
Exons: 1
Coding region: 160-1680 (506 amino acids)
Biological process (GO): response to hydrogen peroxide; hydrogen peroxide catabolic process
Cellular component (GO): peroxisome; cytoplasm; mitochondrion
Molecular function (GO): catalase activity; heme binding
Source: RefSeq, a predicted model, not a curated record
AUUAAACUUCACUUGGAAUUUAUCACUAAAAUCUCUAGUCAGAGAAACAAAUAAUAUUCAUUCUACAUAGUAUCAAAAGCAUAAAAAUUUCGACUAUUUUGCAGACACAUCAAUACUCUUCUUUUAGGCAUUUGCAGUUCUUAGUGACAAAAUUUGAAAAUGUGUUCUCGAGACCCGGCUUCCAAUCAACUAAUCGACUACAAGACCAACGAUUCCGAGGUUCAGAAAGAAUGUACCACGUCUGGAGGAGUAAGUAUAGGGGUUAAGGACGCCAUUCAGACGGUGGGACCACGGGGUCCGGCCUUGCUGCAAGACUUCGUUUUCUUGGAUGAGAUGAUGCACUUCGAUACCGAACGCAUACCGGAGCGUGUAGCCUAUGCCAAGGGGGCAGGGGCAUUUGGUUACUUUGAGUGUACCCACGACAUAACCAAGUUUUGUGCGGCCUCGCUCUUUGAGCGUGUGAGGAAACGGACAGCGAUCGCUAUGAGAUUUUCAGUUGCUUGCGGAGAGAGUGGCUCGGCCGAUACGGUGAGGGAGCAGCGGGGAUUCUCCGUCAAGUUCUACACGGAUGAUGGAAUCUGGGAUAUUGUUGGUUGCAAUAUGCCUGUAUACUAUGUAAGAGAUCCAUCUUUGUUUCCCAGCUUGGUCCAUGCCCAGAAGAGGAACCCACAAACCCAUCUUAGAGAUCGGGACAUGUUUUGGGACUUUAUGACUUUGCGCCCCGAAACACUGCAUGCUCUGGUGAUGUAUUUUAGUGAUCGCGGCACUCCGGAUGGCUAUCGUCAUAUGCAUGGUUAUGGAGCACAUACCUAUCGUAUGGUUAAUCCCAGUGGCGAGACAUACUAUGUCAAAUUUCACUUCAAAACGGAUCAGGGUAUAAAGAAUCUGGACUGCCGUCGCUGUGAUGAGCUGAGGUCCCAUGACCCCGACUAUGCCAUCAGAGAUAUGUACAAUUCUAUUAAAAAAUGCAAUUACCCCAGCUGGAGCAUGUUCAUCCAGGUGAUGCUCAAUGAGGAGGCCAAAAAGUGCAAGUUCAAUCCAUUCGAUGUCACCAAAGUGUGGCCUCAGAAGGACUUCCCCCUGUUGCCAGUUGGUAAACUAGUUCUCGAUCGCAAUCCGACCAACUACUUUACCGAGAUCGAACAGUUGGCUUUCAGUCCUGCCCACAUGGUGCCUGGGAUUGAGCCUUCUCCGGACAAAAUGCUCCAAGGACGUCUCUUUUCCUACGGGGACUCGCAGCGCUAUCGCUUGGGCACGAACUACAUGCAAAUCCCGGUGAAUUGUCCAUAUCGGGUCCAAGUGAGGAACUUCCAGCGUGAUGGUGCUAUGACUGUCAAUGAUAAUCAGAGCGGAGCCCCGAAUUACUUUCCCAAUUCCUUCUGCGGUCCCAAGGAGAGCUCCCGAGCUCUCGCCUUGCAGACCUGCUGUCCCGUUGCGGGCGAUGUCUAUCGGUACAUGAGUGGCGACACGGAGGACAACUACAGUCAGGUCACCGACUUCUGGACCUACACGCUGGACAAUUGCGGUCGCAAGCGUCUUAUCCGUAACAUGUCCGAGCACCUGUGCGAGGCCAGCCAGUUUUUGCAGGAACGUGCCGUCAAACUGUUCACCGCAGUCCACUCGGACUUUGGUCGUCUGCUGACAGAGGCCCUAAAUACAGCCAGGAUAUCCAAGUUGUAGGAGAUCCCAAGAUCAAAAAUUGAAAUUACUUAAACUGAAAAAUGCCUUUCGAUGUUUAUGGAAUUGUAUGUUCGUAUAGUUGGAAAAUAAACUACAAUAAUUGUGA